UAUAUAUUUAUAUAUAUAUAUAUAUAUAUAUAUAUAUUUUUUUUUUUUUAUUUCUCAGGAAAUUCAACAUCAGCAGUUCUAGAUGGUGUUGCCAUAUUAACAAUGUUACCUAGGGGAGAAGAUUAUACAAUGACAAUACCUUAUGCUCAUUGUAAAGGAAUUCUUAUGGGUACAUUAUCAAUGGAAUUAGGUGGAAAAAUUCAUAUAAAUUGCGAGAAAACAGGUUAUCAUACUGAAUUGGAAUUUAAACUUAAGCCAUUUCUUGGAGGUGCAGAACAAAUGAAUCAAGUUACAGGAGGAAUACGUUUAGGCAAAGAAACUCUUGCUAUUAUAUCAGGCUAUUGGGAUGGUCAAAUAUUAAUUACUGAUAAAAGAACAGGACAAGAAAAUGUAUUUUUUAAUCCUACUCCAGAAGUACGUAAAAGAAGAUUAAAAAAAUAUACUGUACCUUUGGAACAUCAAGGUCUGUGGGAAAGUGAGAAAUUAUGGUAUGAUGUUACGCAAGCAAUCAAUCGAGACGAUCAAAUUGCUGCCACUGAAGCAAAAACUCAAUUAGAAGAAGCUCAGAGAGAGCGUGCUAAAGAACGAAAACUUAAAGGACAGGAAUGGGUUCCUAAACACUUUGUUCAGGAUAUUAUAACUGGUAAUUGGGUUUAUCGACAUGCAGAUGUUCGACCAUGGGAUCCUAGAAAUGAUGUUGUACAAUAUGAACAAGAUUAUAUAGUACGUACAAAAACUAGACACAAGACACCGAUUAUGCGUACUGGCAGUAUCGUUUCUACUGAACCACAAACACAGGUUCCACUUCUUCAAGCUGAAUCACGUUCAUCACUUUCUGUAUUAAAAUCUUCUAAAAGACAAUUAUCUAAUAAUUUAGCAGAAACUGCUCAUGAUUCUGGAAGUUCCUCUGCAGAGGUACAUUCAGAUUCUAGUCAAUCAAUAGGUAAAAGGAAACGCUCUACUGCAAGGAUUAUAGAUGUUAUUAAAGAAUUAGAACGACAAAUGUUAGAAUAUGGUGAUAAAUUAAAUCGUAUACAACAUAUAUUAGAGCAACUUGCUAUAAGACAAAGAGAACAGGGUGAUCAAUAUCAUAGUAUAAAUAUGUUGAAAAGCUUCAUAGAUACGAUUCUUGUUAUUGUAAUAGUUUUUUCUGUACAAUACUUUGUAAAAAUAUGGACCGACGAAUCUAGUGGAGGUUGAAAAUAUGCUAAUAAGAUCGUAGUAUAAAUUGUAUAUAUUAUUUAUCUUAUCUCAAUUCGAAUUAUCAGCUUCUGUGUAAAAAAAAAUCUUGAAAAGUUUUGAAAUUUAAAAUAGUUAAUUCAAACGUAUUUUUGAUGGAAGUAAAAAACACGUUGUUUUUUAUUAAUGCAUUAAAAAAUAGAGUAAAAAAGUUACAGAUAUAAACAUAUAUAUUCAGGUCAAUCACAGUGCAAUGUUAUUUAGCUUUUGUUAUUUUAAUUACUGAUGAUACAUUCAUUAUAUAAAUUUAGCCUGUUCUAGUAAUUACUUAUAUAAUAAUGUAAUAUUUUUAGUCUUUGUUAAUUGUUUUUCACAACAAUUAACAAACAUGAUAAAAGAAUUAAAUUUUUUUGAGCUUAUGUAUAUAAUAUUUUAUGUGCUAAUGCACAAGAAAAUAAUUAUAUAUUUAUUCAGAAAUUCUAAUAAUGUUGUAGUAUUUAUUGCAGGCGCUCAAUAGUAAAGUGUAUUUAUGAUAAUAAUAAGAUUACUAUAAAAAUAUAGUAAUGUAACAUGUACAUUACUAUGAAUUUGAUUAUCUUGGAAUUAUCGCGAUAUAAAACAAA
This is a messenger RNA of Apis dorsata (giant honeybee), 1802 nucleotides long. Its product is annotated as oxysterol-binding protein-related protein 8-like. Gene Ontology annotation, molecular function: cholesterol binding. The annotation marks the transcript as partial. Gene Ontology annotation, cellular component: membrane; intracellular membrane-bounded organelle; cytosol. NCBI's taxonomy places the organism in Eukaryota, Metazoa, Arthropoda, Insecta, Hymenoptera, Apidae. The transcript has 6 exons. The record is from RefSeq and is a predicted model, not a curated record.